GAGGAAAGUUACUCCUCUUACAUCUACAAGGGUGUCCACCCUGACACUGGUAUCUCCAAAAAGGCGAUGGCUAUCCUUAAAAGCUUCGUGAACAAUAUCUUCAAACACAUUGCUACUGAACCUUCCAGUACAUGCCAUGUAGGUCUUCGUCUCUCACAUUCUGUAUUUAUGUUAAUUACCUCCAUCAAUUUUGUAUUACAGGAUCAAAUCAAGUCUUGA
Messenger RNA from Laccaria bicolor S238N-H82, 219 nucleotides. RefSeq lists its product as uncharacterized. Lineage: Eukaryota; Fungi; Basidiomycota; Agaricomycetes; Agaricales; Hydnangiaceae. The transcript is spliced from 2 exons. Gene Ontology annotation, biological process: nucleosome assembly. Gene Ontology annotation, cellular component: nucleosome. The annotation marks the transcript as partial. The record is from RefSeq and is a predicted model, not a curated record. Gene Ontology annotation, molecular function: protein heterodimerization activity; structural constituent of chromatin; DNA binding.